AUGAGUAAUCAUUUACAAGUUGCAAGUGCAGCAUUUAUUGUAAUGCAUGAACUUAUGAAAAUCAAAGAAAAAAAAGUUCGACGUAAAAGACGUUUUUGGAGAUCAAAACUUUACAUCGAUAGUGAAAAUAGAGGAGCUAAUUUGUUAAAUAGUAUGCAGUCUGAUGUACACAGUUUCCAUUUUCAAAAUUUUACAAGAAUGUCAUCAGCUGAUUUUGAAAAAAUUAUUAAUCUCAUCGGGCCAAAAGUAAUCAAGCAAGAUACGAAUAUGCGUCAAGCUAUUUCGGUAACAGUUAGGCUAGCUGUGACGCUGAGAUUUCUUGCCACCGGAGAUUCAUAUAGCAGCUUACAAUAUUUAUUCGGCAUUUCAAAACAAAUAAUUUCAUGUAUAAUUCCUGAAGUCUGCAUGGCAAUCGUUGAAGUUUUAAAGGAAUAUGUAAAAGUAAGUAAUGCAUAG
Messenger RNA from Macrosiphum euphorbiae (potato aphid), 456 nucleotides. The record is from the annotation of a GenBank genome assembly. NCBI's taxonomy places the organism in Eukaryota, Metazoa, Arthropoda, Insecta, Hemiptera, Aphididae.